UUCCGUACGACCACACAAACACCCAAAAAGGAAAAAGACCCCCGCAGACUUUUCAUCUCCCUCAUUUCGCUUCUUCCUCGCUUCACCCAUUAUUCUAUUUCACAGUCUCCCUCACAGUUCACACACUCAGCUCCCAACACCAAAAUGGAUCACAAGGAUCUCCGCCGAGCUCAAAGCUCAGGGCAAGAAGGUCACGGAGUCCAUGUGUGCCAUAAAUGCGGGUGGCCGUAUCCGAAUCCGCACCCGAGCGCCAAGCACCGCCGCGCGCAUAAGAAGAUUUGCGGCAGCGUUGAGGGUUACAAGGUCCUCGGCUCUCAACAGCUCAGUGUCUCCGACGGCGAGCAGAACUCCGAUGAUGAGCCUAAAACCCCCAGUCCGAAAGUCGUGGAGAGGAGCGUUUUCGAGAAGGGGAGUGGCGGAAUCGGGCAAGGAUCGAUGCAGUCAGAUGAUGGGGUGUUUUUGGAUGCUGUUGCGGAGUUUUCAGACAGCGGAUCUGCUGUAAGGACCGCAGAGUCCGGAGCUAUUGUAAAAAGGGGUGAGAAGGCGGAUUUGAAUGCCAUUCCAUUCCGCAACAUUGGCGAAACGACAGUAACAGACACAUCCGACGAAAUGAAGAAGAUCAAUGUGACUGACAGCAUGAUGGAGAGCGGCUUAACAUCUGUUGAUCAGGAGGCUGAAGUGACAGGAAUCACAACAAAUAAUCUGGAUAGGAACAUCAGUUCAGAGAUUAGUUCGAUGUCAGAUAGUAGAACUGAAGAAUCUGUGCUCCCUGGUGAUAGCAACAGUUUACACCCCACCAAUUAUGAAAUGGUGACAGAUCCAUCUGAAGCUAUUCAAAUGGCUGGUGACACAGAGUUCAUGACUGAGAGCUGUUUAACAUCGAUUGAUCAGAAUUCUGAAGUCAGUGGAAUCACAGCAACUAAUCUUUAUGGGAACAUGAUCUUACCCAAUAAAGUUGCUGGUGAACCAUUAGAGGGUGGCUCUAAGUUAGAAGAGUCAAAUGAGAUGAGUCCAAAAUAUGUGCGAGUUGAUGAAGUUGUUCCAUCAGAGGAGGGGUAUAGUGAUGGCUUUGGUAUGCAUAUUCCACAUACCGAUGUUACCCCUGAAGUAGAAUCUGCUUUAAAUGUGAAUACUUCUGCUGAUACUGCUGAAAAGGUGGAUAAUAUGGAUUCUGGUAAAGUGGUGGAGAGUCACUACGGCAAGGAGGAUGAGAAUGCAAAUUUACAUGUGAUUUCUGUGCCUGAUGACUUACAUGUGGUAAAGGAUCCUGUAGCGAUGCUUGAAGAUUUCAGAAACCCCAAAGGAAAGCAAUUAGACCGAUUUGUUUCCUGCUCGGACUCUUGGGAACGGUUUGAUAACGAGGAAAAGGAUGUUAAACAACCUGUUCUCAGCGAGAGUUUGAGCAUUUUGCUGUCAAGUCAUCUGAGUGGAGGUACUUUUGUAUCUUCUGAUAUACAUGAUUUGAAAGCUAGCCUUCAACCUAAUGACGGAAGCAGCAUACCAAUGAUUAAAAGUGUACCUGUUGAAGGUGAAGCCAGUUUACUUCAGUCUGAGGUCAAGAUGUUCAAAAGCCAAAGUUCAGAUGCAAUAGGAGCCCCUGCAGAGGUUAUGAUGCCUCAGAAUGCCAAUAUCAGUGUGGUUGGUUUUCCUGAAGGAGAGGAAUCUAAUGAUAAGUCCAAUGAGUCUUUAAAGGUGACCUUUGCUGCCAGUGAUGAUGGUAUAGAUCAAACUACCCAAUCAGUUGGUCCAAAUGAUAAUGAAAAAGAUAGAAACUGUGAUGGGACUCAUGUGCGUGGAGAGUCUGGAGAUGACAGUAAAAAGGGACCUGCAGAAGAAAAUCUUGUGAAUCCUGUGGCUACUGUUCAACUUGCUGAUUGUUAUGAGAGCCAAAUUUAUCCUGCAGCUAACUUACACAUAGAUGAUGAUGCCAGUGAUUAUGACAAGGGCAUAAUUGAAAACUGUAAUAAAAUUGGAGAUGGUGGUUUCAAUGAUAAGGCUGAUUCCUUUAAUGUAUGGGAGGCUGACAAGAGUAAAGAAGCGACAGAGAAAUCUUCCCCAGAUCCUGCAAGUAAUUUGGAAUCUAUUAGUUGUCUUUCCAAACUCCAACUUAAUCCAGUAACCAGUCUACAUGAACGUGGUGAAGCUGCUCGUGAUUAUGUGGAUGCUAUGAGUAGAAAGUCUGAUUUUACUGGGUAUGAUGGUGAUCAUGAAAAAGCUGAAAAGUAUGCAUCAUCUGGUGAAGACUUUGGUAAGAGAUCUAUAGACGGGACCUUUGUGGGGGACCUUACUACUAAUUUCGAAUCAGUCAUCGCGGACUCUCAAGUUCAUCCAGAAAAAAAGUUACCUGAUGUCAACGGUUCUGAGAAAUUCGAGAAAUUCGAUGAUGGUGAAAUUGAAAAUUUUGUUAUUUCUGGAAAUGAAAGCGUGGAUGGUUCUCUUGAAGAAAAUAUUCUGGUGAAGUCAGAAUUGAUCCCUGAGUCUUCUGUCAGUCUUUCCAAAGCUGUUGUUGAAGAUGCAACUGAUGGUUUGGAGCUGGUUGAAACCAGUAGCCGAGAUGUAGAUGUCAGUUUGAACUCUAGCAAAGUUGCAGGAAAGAUUCUAUCAGAUACUCUGCAAGAUGUGUUAGAAAGUGAGAUUGCUUCCAGGGACAAGAUUCAGAUGGAAGUUGAUGCUGGGCCAGAUCAUGGUCAAAAUGCUGAAUCAUUCCAGAAGAAUUUGGAGGACCAUGAGAAUAAAGAACCAGGUUUUUCUGCUUUAGAUACCGAAUCUUCUGUUCAGAGUUUCAUUGCAUCUGAAGAUAGUGUCCCUAGAGUAGUACCUGCAGUUGCGUCUGCGAUUACUUCUCAAUCUUUGUUAGAGGAAGGCGAUGAUAACCUUAAUAAACAACAGCCAAGCCCAACUGCAAUUGAUAUGGACUCAAAUAGCCAAACUGACAGUCUGGAAGCCAACUGGGGAUCUUUCUCAGUUCUUUCCAUGCAAUCUGAUGCUGAAGUUCUGCCAAAUAAGCAUUCCCAAGCCUCAUUAGAAGAAAACUCUGACUUGAAGAAGUCAAAUGUUGAAAGUGGGAGUCAAUACUCGGACAAAUCUGAUAUGUUUGAGGCACCAUCUUUCAUGACAUUGGUUGAACCCCGAGGUGCUGAUGAUAAAAAAGCUACUGGUUCUGAAACCCUGACUGCAGUGCCGAACCCAGAACAGCCAAAACCUGUAUCUUUGCAAACUGGGUGGUUUCCUUCUAUGACUCAUGUAGUGAAUGAGUCACAGGGCAGAAAAAAGAAUGAAGAGAUCAUAGCUAAGGUGACUAAUUGGAGCACUGGGAAGCAACACACUCCUUUAAAAAACCUUAUGGGGGAGGCCUCAACUGCAAACAAAGGAAAGCCACCAAAUCCAGAAGAAAGUCUUGCACCUGCUCCCCAGAAAGAUGAUAAAGCUGCAAAGGUAAGUGGUCCUGUAACGACAACGGUGCACUCGAUUCUGAAUCCUGAAUCACCGAUUGGUGAGGCUGCUAAGAAAGAGCAUGCUAAAGAAUGGAACUCGCCAGCCAGGUAUCCUUCGGACACUAAGAGUGGGAAGAAGAAAGUCAAGGGAAGAUCCUGGGUACAGUUUGUGUGCUGCGCUUCUGUAAAUUAGCAUCCUUGGUGUGUCUUAGUUUAUAUUAUAUCUGAAAUAUGACGCAGAGCUUUAGAGUACUACUUAGAUUGAAGUUUGUGCCAGAUAUUGUCAAUCGGGUUUGUGUUCACUUUAUACCGAUCUAGCUCAUUUUGUUGGUAUGGUUAUGUGUUGGAUAAAUAAGGGCUUUUGCUGUAAAUUCUACGCGAAAGUUCAGUAAAUGGAUGCACAUAUGAAUCUCGGAUGGAAAUGUAAUUCAGAGUAAAGAGUGUGUUUGGUUCUACUA
Molecule: messenger RNA, 3892 nt
Organism: Argentina anserina (silverweed cinquefoil)
Lineage: Eukaryota; Viridiplantae; Streptophyta; Magnoliopsida; Rosales; Rosaceae
Exons: 5
Coding region: 145-3627 (1160 amino acids)
Source: RefSeq, a predicted model, not a curated record